Molecule: messenger RNA, 638 nt
Organism: Panicum virgatum (switchgrass)
Lineage: Eukaryota; Viridiplantae; Streptophyta; Magnoliopsida; Poales; Poaceae
Exons: 2
Coding region: 100-462 (120 amino acids)
Source: RefSeq, a predicted model, not a curated record
CUUAAAUAGAGCUGAAGCGGCUGCCAAAGUCUACUCGAGCAUUUGGUGGAAGUAGAAGGGAGCAGUCGUGGUUCCAUAGGCAGCGGUUUGCUUUCGGGGAUGGCGAGCGACAUCGACAUGGUAGAAUCCGGCGCAGAUGUGGAGGUUGUUUGUGUUUCUCAGAGGGCGGUUUUGCACGAGGCUGUCAAAACUUUAGACGGCUCUGUUCCUGUCUAUCAUCACGACGUGGCGAAUGGUGUUUUCAUAGCAACGGCUUUCGUGCUGUUUCCUUUGUCUGGUGAAGGGGACGCCAUUUCAAUGCUGGAUGCAAGAGGAGAAGGUAGAAGAACAAAGGAUGAAGCCGAGGAGAGUGCUACAGAAGCUCUGUUGUCUGUCGUGAAGCUGAAUCAGAAAGUUGGGGCGGAUGAUAUUACAGAGCAGCUGGUAAACCUCAACAUGUCUGAUGUGGAGAUGAACAAAUAGUUUGCCUGCAGUGAUGUGUAUCUUAGAGUAGGUUUAGUUUCCUGUUUUAUGUUAGGCGGUGGAUAUGUAGUCUGUGUGUACGGGCUAGGUGAUGAGGCUAAUUUCCGUUACCAUGUAUUGACCAAUAGAGAGCAUGGUCACUUCGUACUUGCUAUUUUAAGUUAUUUGGUCAGAGC